CGUCUUGUUUACAAAAUGUACGAUGUCGGAAUUCAGUCAGCGUGCGAGAACCUUGCGAUCAAGCUACUUAACGAUCACUACACUAUAUGGGCAAACACCGUGCCUCUUCCUCCCUGUUACUGCAACGGAACAAACAAACCUUUGGCUUAUCAAACUGCAAGGCCUGACAAUACCAAAGAUGAUUUCGAAAUUUGCUUGGGCCAUGAUAAAGCAUACAAAGAUUUGUACGACGAUAUAUUUGUGAACAGCACGCAUGCGCAGACACACUGCAUGUCUCAUCACUUUGUUUGGCGGAAGCUUGGGCAGAUACAGAACACAGUUCAUCUCGGACCCGUCAUUGUUGACUGCCGGCGAGACAUGAUCUACCACUUGGAGUAUUCCAUUUCCAGCAUAGGUGAUACGUGCCAAUGUUCAGCAAACCCCAACCUCACCACUACGUCUGCACCAAGCAGUACCACUACCCAUCCACCGCACAAUUACAAAUGUAACAGGCUCGGCAUAUUGGCGUCUAUUGCAAUCGGUAACAGCGUGCACAAAGACGACGCCACGGACUGCUCAAUCUGGGGGAGCGCGUCAGAUGAGUCCCUGGCCCUCUUGUACUGUUCUGGCCUACCUCCCUCAGCGAGCUGGUACAGGGGAAAUAAAGUAAUGGACAACUGUGCACAAGUUCAACCAUGGACGCCAAUCGCUACUUUUAGAGGAACGCAGUAUAGCCCAAUGGAUGCGCAAUCUGGGGUGUUCAUUGAAUGUCUGAAAGACUCGAGUGGAUUCCUUAUGGUUGAGCAAGGAUGCCAUGCCGCGCCGAUAAUUGUUCGGGUAUCCGCUGCAGAUAACAAAGACCCAAACAGUUACUAUACCAUUGUUUGAAAAAUGAUUCUCAAU
Molecule: messenger RNA, 882 nt
Organism: Mya arenaria
Lineage: Eukaryota; Metazoa; Mollusca; Bivalvia; Myida; Myidae
Exons: 10
Coding region: 16-867 (283 amino acids)
Source: RefSeq, a predicted model, not a curated record